AUGGCACUCAGCCGUCGCCCUGAGCUGCUGCUGAUUUGCCUGGCUUUCCUGGUCGCCUAUGGCGUGCACCGUGGCCUAUCCCCCAGUGCCUGGCACGCUGCCUGGCGUGCCGCGGCGGAGCAGCGCUGGAACGACAGUCGGAGCACAGGCUCCGGGGCCGCCGGGGCCUGGCGCAGGUGGAACGAGACCAGGCAGUUCCUGGAGGUGGAAAUUACCACCAUCAGCACCAGCAGCACCUCAAAAACUGAGGGAAUCACCAAAGAUGCACCUGGCAUAUCUACCACUUGGGCGACGACAGUUGCAGGUCAUGUGGCUGGCUCAACAAUGGGGAGAUCAGGGGUUGGGAUGCCCACAGAGUUGGGACACCUGUCUGCUCGGCUGCAAAGCUUCUUGGAGCCCAUAUUGCACCCACAAGGCAGAUGGGUUCAGGUGUCUGGAGACUGGAUUUGGAAGGAUGCCAAGAUGAGGCAGUGGAAUGCCUCCUUGAAAAGUCUCCAGUGGAAUGCCUCCCAGCUGGUGCCCACUGCGUGGUAUGGCAGCUCCUUCCUGAGGGAAUUGUACCUGGAAUUGGAGCGGCUGCAGCAUGGCAUCCUGACGCGUCUGGACUGCGCAAUGCCUCCGGGGCCUCUGCGAAACGUCUACCCCCCGCUCUGCCGCCUGUCCCCAGAAGGCUGGCACGCCAUGGAUGCCAAGUAUCCGGCCCGGGACGGGGCGAAGUGCCUGCCGCUGCAGUAUUCGCAAAGCUUGGGCAGCAUGAGCGCGUGUCACUUUGGGAAUUCGCUUUGGCAACAGAAAUGUCAGAGCUGGAUGGGGUUGGAGGGCAUUGACCUGAACUUAUGUGGGCCACCAGGUUUUCGCUUGAACGCUCAGAUGCAGCUGGCCAUUGGUUUCAAGACUGUGCUGCACUCACCCAGGGCGGACGAACUCUUUUUGAAACGUCUGGAAGAGGCGAAGAUGCGUUCUGCUGACAUUGCAAUCGUGGAGUUGGGUACUGCAUGGGGUCCAAGGGGUACGCGCCAGCCUACUGGGGAAGGGGAGUUGCAGUUGCCCAGCUUGACGGUGGAGGAGGAGAUUCAUUAUUAUGUACACUGGGUGCAUGCCGUCGCUUUUCCGAAUCGCCUAGUUCUGUGGCUCUCUGCAUGUGGUUGCGCGCAGGGUGGCAUUCCAAAUCAGCGUCAAUUGAUGAAAGAGAUGUGGCGAGAGGUGCAAAGUCACUACAAAGAUGCUGCAGUUUUAGUAGAUAAAUGCGUGCUGGCCGACGCGGAAUAUGGCUUUGAGACUGGGCAUGGUUGCAAAGGGCCUCUGCUAAAUGCCUUAGCACAGAUGUUGCAUGCAACAUUGCUUCAGCUUGAAGAAAAGUUGGUUGCCUUUGCACAGCCGCAGCCCUGGAGUCUAUUUGGUGGUGAACGGGAGCUAAGGAGCUAUGAUGGUGUCUUACAUAUUACGCUUGUGGAGGGCACACUCACUCAGGACUCCAAGCGUUUAGCGGCGCUGUCACCGCUGCCGCUCCAAGCGGGGGCCUGCUUCUGCGUGGUCAGUUGCAACGACCUCACCUGCCGCACCGUGGCCAGAAAGCCGCAGAAGAGCCAGGAGACACCUGAGGGACGGGAGGGACGGGUGGCCUUCGGCGACGUCUUCGAACUGGCCAUCAGCAACGAUGACCCAGAUUCCUUGAUCCAGUUCCAAGUUUGGACCACGGAUUAUCGGAACCGUGGCACCCUGCGUGGCCGCGUGGAUGUGCCGCUCUAUGCGGUGGGGCGUAAGGGGCAGCGGGAGAUGCAGCUCUUGCUGAAGGAUGUGUACAGACCCAAGGGCGAGAGCUGCGCCGUGGGAUACCUGAAGGCCUGGUUAAGCUUCGACCAAAGCAUCUCCGCGCUGCUGUUGCCACGACCCACUAGGCCGCCCCUGGCAGCCUGGCAGACGGUGGGGACGGACAAAAGCAUCCGAGAGCAGAUCAAGGAGUUGGAAGCCUUCAUGCAGCAGUUCGAGGUUUUCUCGAGCCGCUUCAUGUACCAUUGCGACGUGUCAAGAGGUCUCUCUCUGGAAUACAAGCGCAUCGUGCAGUGGGAUGCGCCGCUUCUCACAGUCUUUUGCUUGCUGGCACUCACAGUUCUCAUCGGUUUCUUCCAUGAAUACACCCUGCCUGUUGCGGUGCUCAUCCUCUUGGGGGUCAUCUUCUGGUACCACCCAGCGGCUCGGGCGGACGACUUGGCCGAGCUCUCCGAGCUUCAGGACCAGCCCCAAAGCGUUCGGAUGUUGUCAGGUCUGAACCCAGCCCAGAGCAAAGGGGCCUCCGAAGCAGAUGAUACGGAGGUCAAGGAGCGCUACGAGAACGAGCGUCGACUAGUGCUUGGCAGGUUUACCUCGAAACGGCUUCGUCUAUGGGAUCCUCCUGCAUGGAGUGAAAGCUCCGGUCGCCGCGCCGAGCCCCCGAAGCCUUAUGAGGACGGCGAGCCGGUGGAGUUGAAGAUCAACUUUCGCCCGGACAUUGGUGGCUCCAAGCCAACGACAGGGAAACCCUUGCUCCUACAUCUCACCGGGGAAUCGAUCCGCAGCGAGGUGGCGUUGCCCCCGGCCUUCUUCCAACUGUCAGUGGAGGCCUUGAAGGCUGCGGUUUGCAGCCUGGCGUUGCUUUCGCGACGUGGGCUAGGGAUGUCAGCGGCUGUUUGGAGUGGCUGGUGGCACACAGCUUCUUUUGCAUUGCCAGCUGCAGUGUAUCUGCUGAUGAACGUUUUGACUGUAGCCGCAGCCAGAAUGUUGCAUCCUCCCAUGCUGCAACUGGUGGCCUCCAUCAAGAUUCUUUUCACGGCCGUGGCCUCUCGCAUGCUGAUGUCCAAGAAGCUACACACUUCACAGUGGCUUGCUCUCCUUCUAUUGACGGCUGGUGUGGCCAUUGGCGGCCGCGGCAAUGGCACCUCGGAUGAUGGCCGUGAGUUUCCACAGGCACCACUCUUGGGCAUUGUGUUGAUGCUGAUCAACUGCAUGCUCUCCUCGCUCGGCGGCGUCUGCACAGAGAUGGCUCUGAAGCAUCGCAGCAGCGCGGAGCUCACGAUUUUCGCCACCAAUUUGCACAUGGCUCUCCACAGCCUGCUGCUGAAUGGUUCAGCGUUGCUGCUGGUGCCAGGGGAGGAGCGUCCUCACCCCGAGUUCCUGCGCGCGUCAGAUGCUUUGGCACUUGGUAACGAGGCGCUGAACGGCAUCCUCAUCUCUCUGCUGAUGAGACGCAUCGAUGCAAUUGCGAAGAACUACGUCUUCAGCGUGUCCAUCUUCACCACUGCUGGAAUGACUGCCAUGAUCCUGCGACAUUGGCCCUCCUGGCAGUUCUACUUGGGCGCCAGCAUUUGUGCCAUGUCCAUGGCCAUCUAUGCACAGGCCCAGGAGAAAGCGAAGGUGGACUCCAAGGAUUUGAUGGGACGACAUGAGUUGCUGAUGACAGCCACUGAUGGACUAAUGCCACGUGGUCGUCGGCGUGCUCUGGGAGCCCUGGGCUUGGCCUGUGGCUGUCUCCUGCUGCUUGCAGAGGAGGAGAACUGUCCCACCUUCGUCCUCUUCCCCGCCCUGCUGGCCGGCUGGUCGCGCUCAGCCGACACGGAGAGGUCAGCCAGGGAUGUGUCGGCAAGCUUUGCGCCUGAAGGGAAGGAGGCAAGGCUUGGCCAAGAGGGCGGCCAAGAGGGAUGGGAGACCGUGGUGAUCUUGUGUGCACUUGGCAUCAUGAUCAGCUAUGCAGAUCGCUCAAACAUUUCCGUAGCCAUCAUUGGAAUGGCCAGAGACUUCCAGUGGGACAAGGCCUUUGAGGGCACAGUCCUUUCGGCCUUCUUUGGAGGCUAUGCCACCACCCAGCUGUUGGGGGGUCAACUGGCAGACUCGUUGGGUGCCAAGUGGAUUCUGGCUGCGGGCCUCAGCUGUUGGUCCCUGGCGACCGCACUGACGCCCCUGGCGGCUGCAAGUGGUGCGGGGCCGUUGCUGGCAACGCGCUUGGCGUUGGGCUUGGGAGAAGGUGUGGCAUUUCCUGCUGUGCACAGUGCCAUUGCGAAGUUGGUGCCGCGGAGUCAGCAAUCCACCGCCGUGGCGCUGGUCACGGCAGCCUCUUAUGCGGGCGCAGGGUUCGCCUUCUUGCUGGUUCCUGGAAUUGUGGAGACCUACGGUUGGCAGGUGUCCUUUUUUGGCUUCGGGGCCUUAGCCUUGCUGUGGCUACCACCCUGGCUCGCCCGAGCUCCUGAAACUGGCAGGUCUUCUGGAGUGGAGCUUUCUGCUUCCCAGCCCAAGAAUGUCAGCAAGACGGUGGAGGAGCUCCUACCGCUCGUGAAGACCCCAGAAGUGCUGGCCAUUUGUGCGGCACAGUAUACCAAUGGCUUCGGGCUCUACGGUCUUCUGAGUUGGCUCCCGAGCUUCUUUUCCGAGCAGUACGGCACGUCUCUGGCGGAACUGCCUGCACUCACCACCGUGCCCUAUGUAUUGCAGGCAGCCGUUGGCCUGGCAGUGGGCGGAUUUGCGGACCGCGCCAUUGCGCGCGGCGUGCCGGUGGCACGGCUGCGGAAGGGCUUGCAGACGGUGGGGAUGAUCGUCCCUGCCAUUGCCUUGCUGCUGGCUGCGUCUCCCAUGACCAAGGAUCCCAAUACUGCUGGGCUGCUGGUUGAUCUGGGCCUCGCUGCCAACGCCUUAACCCUGGGCGCAGUGAGUGUGAACCAUCUGGACAUCGCCCCACGCCAUGCUGGCGCCAUCUUUGGGCUGGGCAACACCUUUGCCACCCUGGCGGGCUUGGUUUCAACGCCCUUGACAGGCGCCAUCUUAGACCGGACGGGCUCUUGGGAGGUUGUCUUUGCCACCAUCACCCUGCACUACGGUUUUGCUGGUCUUGACCCGUGGAAACGGGGGUUUGGUACGGGCAAAACCACCGGUCGCUGUCGCCUGUCAAACUGGUGGAACGAAGUACCUGGUGGCACUGAUUGCUUGGCUCAGAGGACAAAGGAUGCCUUUGAGACCAAUAUGAAAACGGCAAACAUCCCGCUGCUGGAGACAUGGGAGAGCUACGAAGCAUCGCUGCCGGUGAGAGAAGGCAGUUGUGGAGUUUGCAAGCUCUACUUACGACCCUAUUUGUGUCGAAGCAAAGAGUUGGAUGUCGCAGUGAGCCGCUUAGAACACGCAACUGAGGAUAGAGACCGAGUGGCUUACCUUUCAGCUCCAACCAAGCGUGGCAAGUCUGCCGCCAUCCUGCCGAUAUUCUGUCGAAGUGUGGAACUGGGGAGCCAGCAUUGUUUCACCCACUACCUCUACAUGCCAUUCGCCAAUAACGGUCACAGCCCAGCGCCGCGUAGCUUGGAGACCGAUGAACUGGAGCGGUCUGGUGCUGACUUCAUGCUCCACUGCUUCAGGAGGCAGAUGAAUGGAACUUAUUCUCGGAGUUCAACAUGGAGUCUCCCUUCACAAAUACCAGACCUUGCAGAUACAGAAGCUAAAUUCCAGGAGGAGAUGGAGAAGUUCUUGCAAAGAAACGCCAGCAACCGCCUUCUCCUCCACAUCGACGAGCACCGCUUCAUGAGCACAUCUCCUGAAUUCAGGCGAGGAGCGCUGCUUUUGGCUGGCUCACUUCCACAGAUGUGUAAGGUGAUUGCCACCUACAUCGAACCGCCGGAUCUAGCCGCACAGGGUUCGUCGCAGGUUUGCCGCUUUCCAAUUGCCAUGAUGCUGGUAGAUGUGAGCCCCUUGUUGACCAGGGACGCUUCAGAUGCUGCGCCUGCCACGGCAGCAGGAUUGCCGAAAAUCAAACUUACUGCCGAAGGCUGGGGUGGCAAGGAAGAACGAUUGCUCGCAACUUUGCGAGUCAAGCUAAGCCUUUUCCUUGUGCACAUUGGUCUUGACCAGCUCCACAUUCCGCAGGAUGAGAAGAGCGACCUGCGCAGAACUUUCAGAAACAUCCAGGACCAGCUUGACAAAGAGGGAAACCUGGAGAGCAAGCUCAUUGGAGCUCUUGGAAGUUUUAGCGUCGCUUUGCCAGAUCUAGAUGAACAGGUCUCAGGAGCAGUGGACUUGUUGUUGGGCAUAAAAGAUGCCCGGGCAGAGGACAGAAGGUAUGCGGGAGUGAUCUCGUUGGACAACCGGAAGCUGACUCUUUCGCUGGAGAGGCUGAUGGCAGUUCAAGAUGCCAGGGAUAAAGCCUCGUCAGUCUUUAGGAACGCCCAAGAAGUAUUCUGCACAUCUCUGAUGGAAUCUGGGAGUUGGUGUGACGGUAUGCUUUUAGAGCGAGCUUAUUUGUGGGCUCUUGCCUGCAAAGCGGCUAAGGAACAGAACGGCUUUAAAUUUGAGAGCAAGCCUCGCAAAUAUAAGUUUCAAUGCAAGGAAAUACGAGACGGAUUGCAACAAAUCGAUGGGAAGAACGCAAGAGUCUUCACAAAGAAGGGAGACCCCUCCAUUGAUGGUAUCCGCUGCAUAGAGGAUGGUGUCAUGUAUCACGCGCUUUCAGAAGGUGGCACGGCUGGCACGCACAAAGGCUUCGACAUUUGGUUCAAGACCGUGCUCUUGGAUGUGACUGGAGCUACGAAUGCAGAAACCUGCAACAAAAAGGCUUCAAAUAUUGCUCAGAAUGUGAACGCAGUGAAGCACACGGUGCAGAACGCGGAAUCGCCGGUAAAAUCAGUUAUUGGCGUUCUUCUUGCUCCAAAUUGCAACAGUCCCAUUGUGGAUGCACGAGAGCAGCGGGACGUUCUGACCAUCCGUGCCGAAUGCUUGAUUGACCUCGUCACUGAAUGA
Molecule: messenger RNA, 6747 nt
Organism: Cladocopium goreaui
Lineage: Eukaryota; Dinophyceae; Suessiales; Symbiodiniaceae
Source: the annotation of a GenBank genome assembly